AUGGCAUCACAACAUCCUUACCAAAAGCUAGACAUUGACGAACGAGUCAAGAGGGUGCUUCUACGAACGCCACUUAUCGAUGGUCACAAUGAUUUACCACAGCAACCAAGAGCCAUCUUUCAUGGCAAGAUUCACAACAACCCCAAAUUCGACUUGGAGAAGGGAUUUCAGAGGGGUAUGACUGAUAUCCCUCGUUUACGUGAGGGUGCUGUUGGUGGACAAUUCUGGUCAGUCUGUGUGCCAUGUCUGAGAUCUGCAGAGAAUUUCUCAACGCCUGAAUACUCGGAUAUGGCGAGGGAUGCUAUUGAGCAAAUUGACUUGACGCUGAGAUUGAUCGAGUCAUAUCCAGAUGUAUUUCAGUUAGUGAAUGGCCCUGGGGAUGUCAAGAGUAUAUAUGAAUCUGGAAAGAUUGCUUGUUCGAUUGGCAUUGAAGGAUUGCACAUGGCUGGAAAUAGUAUUGGGAUCAUUCGCGCGUUUUACCGAUUAGGUGUGCGAUACUGCACUCUUACCCAUGUGUGUAACAAUGCGUUCGCGGACAGUUCCACGUCCAAAAUCGGUCCCGUCCAUGGAGGAUUAUCAACCCUCGGAAAGUCGGCAAUUGUUGAGAUGAAUCGACUAGGCAUGAUAGUAGACUGUUCACACGUCUCAGAAAAUUGCGCCAAACAAGUUCUACAAUUGUCCCGCGCACCUGUAAUGUUCUCCCACUCCAAUGUGAAAUCGGUAUUCGACUGUCCCCGAAACGUACCGGACGAUAUACUAGACAUGGUCCCAAUCAACGGCGGCAUCGUGAUGGUGACAUUCGUCCCAGAGCACGUAGCCACAAGACGUAAAGAUGCGACAAUGGACAUGGUGCUUGAUCAUCUAUUCUAUGUCGCCCACCGUAUCGGCUGGGACCAUGUCGGGCUCGGAUCAGAUUUUGAUGGUAUUGCAUCUGUCAUUCCUGGUCUUGAGGAUGUUAAAUGCUACCCACACCUCUUAAAAGCAAUUCUUGAUCGCGGUGCGACAGAAGAGCAAUUAGCGAAAGUUGUGGGUGAGAAUAUAUUGCGUGUUUGGAGAGGUGUGGAGGAUGUACGAGACCAGAUGAAGGUAGAGGGUGUCCUGCCCGUUGAGGAUGUGUGGGAAGAUAGAACGUGGUGGAGGUAUGAUGGGUACUAUCAGAUGCCGGAUCCUGAUCCCGAGGAUAAGUUGGGGUUGGACUGGUACGGGGUACCACCGCCAGAAGAGGGACUGUAUCUUGAUCCUUAG
This is a messenger RNA of Talaromyces amestolkiae, 1245 nucleotides long. RefSeq lists its product as uncharacterized. The record is from RefSeq and is a predicted model, not a curated record. Gene Ontology annotation, biological process: proteolysis. The coding region runs from base 1 to 1245 and encodes 414 amino acids. Gene Ontology annotation, molecular function: metallodipeptidase activity. The transcript is spliced from 5 exons. NCBI's taxonomy places the organism in Eukaryota, Fungi, Ascomycota, Eurotiomycetes, Eurotiales, Trichocomaceae.